AUCGAAUUGGCCAGCACAGUGCAAACUAUCCCUCAAGAAACCGGAUUCUUCAGCAUCAUUGGCGGUUUUCUCCUCGAUAUGUUCUUCGAACUGAGUUACUUGAUAUGGUGGUUCCUUAAAACGGCCAUCCCUGGAAUCCUUCUACUUCUUCUGCAUGUGGUAUUGGUGAUUAUCAGUGGGGUAUUGACACUUCUGAAACCUCUCACUGGAUAUGCAGGGCCAAUGAUCAAGACGAAGCGUCGACGGACGACAUAUCCAGUGUCCAAACCGCACAUGGAUUAAUUUUGGCCACCACCGGAGAGAAUGACGUAUUUUGAGCUGUCCAAUGGUUUUGGACACACGUGUCCCAUAUCGGGUGAUCACUUCACGCUUCAUUAUUGACUUUGCGCUUGCACAUCGGUCAUUCAUUUGCGGCUGGUAUCGGUCUCAACAGCGCGUUCUCCCGCAUGUAUUGCGAUCUGUAAUCUGCUUUUUUUCCCCUCCAUAUUAUAUGUAUAGAUCAUUAGACUUUGGCAUUCCCACAAUGUCGCAUGGCGGGACAGCAGUCAAUUCGUUGUGGUUGAGAUUCUUUGUUUUUAGGGUAUUCAUCGAUUCAAGGUUGCGUUUGGUACAUAUGUGAUGCUGUGUGUAGACUCCCGCCGUUUGGACGGGUCAGACUUCAGGGCGUCGUGGGGAUCGUGGAACCCAUCUGUCGUAGUGGCAUAACCUUGUUUCGUCAAAUUUUAGGUGGGGCAGAAGCUAGGCUUUCACCCAGCUGAAGCAUUGCUGCGGGCCUCAAAGGGGAUCGGUGUUCAAGUGUCA
Messenger RNA from Cantharellus anzutake, 801 nucleotides. RefSeq lists its product as uncharacterized. The coding region runs from base 326 to 619 and encodes 97 amino acids. The transcript has 2 exons. NCBI's taxonomy places the organism in Eukaryota, Fungi, Basidiomycota, Agaricomycetes, Cantharellales, Hydnaceae. The record is from RefSeq and is a predicted model, not a curated record.